This is a messenger RNA of Papilio machaon (common yellow swallowtail), 943 nucleotides long. Its product is annotated as outer dense fiber protein 3. The record is from RefSeq and is a predicted model, not a curated record. Lineage: Eukaryota; Metazoa; Arthropoda; Insecta; Lepidoptera; Papilionidae. The transcript has 5 exons. Bases 1 to 687 code for a protein of 228 amino acids. Gene Ontology annotation, cellular component: cytoskeleton.
AUGACUUGCAAGAAACCUUUAGGUCCCGGACCCGGCGCGUACGCGCUUCCCCCUUGCGUCGGGUUUCAGCAGCAUGACCCGACACGUUACCGGAACCCGAUGUUCUCGCUGGCGGGCACGUCGGGGUUUCGCAUGCGCCCCGUCGGCCCCGGCCCCGCCUACCGCAUCGACAGGGUCACCCGCGACGGCGUCGUCAGCACUCCCGCAUGGACCUUUGGAUCCAGGAUCCCAGGACGAAGUUUGCUGCGGACGCCGGGGCCGGGCGCCCAUGCGCCAGAGCGGUGCCCACGCGGUGUGCAAGCGCCCAUCUACUCCAUGGGCGCGCGCCCACAAGACCGCAUGAAAAAAGUCGGGCCUGCGCCUAACACGUACAACACGCGUUACGGAUUCGGUGGGCCCGCAUACACGAUGGGCGCGCGGCUGGGCGUCAUGCCGCCCUUGCUGUCUCCCGGCCCCGCCGUCUACUACCAGAAGGAUGCCGAUAUUUACAAGACGAGACACCCAUGCUACUCGCUGGGCGCGCGGCUGGGGGGCGCGGGCAAGGCGACGCGUACGCCGGGACCUGCGGCCUACCCACCAAAUCUAUAUAAUACUAAAAAGAAUCCUUACUCAUAUUCAUUUGGUACGAAACACAACGAAUAUGCUUGUCCAAUGAUAAUAAAAGAAGACACUAUGGACUGUCUCUAAAUAUUUUACGGCCAAAAGACACAUAAGGUCUACAGUGAUACUGUUUACAUUGUUGAUGUAAUGAAAAAAAAAUUGGCAUUCGUAAUAUUAUGUAAUAAAUAAACAUAGAAUAUACGAGCGGAUGACAAUUUGUCGUAAUUUUUUUUCCAAAAAAAAUAAAUUGUAGGUAAAAAUUUUGACAUUGUAACGCCUUAGCAACCAGUCUUUUUGGCAAGUAGCAACAUUAGACAGUAACUUUUGUAGUGAAAAAAAAAUA